AUGGCGAUCGAAUACCCGCCUUCAACGCCCAUGUCGUCGCUGGGCCGCGAGUUGGGCAUUAUGUUUGCCUUUAUUGGGGCUGGUUUGGUGACGAUGGCCAUUUACACAUUCGCUUGGAAGGGGCUAACAGAGUAUCAUGAAGUGGUCCAACGUAAAAACCUCGCUCAGGAUCUCGACCGUCGCAAAGCUUUCCACAGUCGUACAGCGCCUGCGGCAGAUACCCGACUCCUUGGGAGCCCGACGGCAGUCUCCCAUGGGCGAAGCGAACGAAUCGCGGAGAAAAUGUUGGAUCGAUAUGCUGUUCCUACGGACCGGGCUGAGUUGCCGGUUCAUGGGAUGGAGAUGGGACAGAGGAGUUCUGGGCAGAGCCAGGGUCAGACUCAGGGUCAGGGUCAGGGCUUGAUGAAUGGGAACGGGAAUGGUCACGGUGGUGAGGGGUUUGAUUUUGGAUUCGGGGCUGGGACAGGUACCUCUGGCCCAAGGGUUGUGGGGAGAGAUCUUCUGUGA
Messenger RNA from Penicillium waksmanii, 507 nucleotides. RefSeq lists its product as uncharacterized. The transcript is spliced from 2 exons. NCBI's taxonomy places the organism in Eukaryota, Fungi, Ascomycota, Eurotiomycetes, Eurotiales, Aspergillaceae. The record is from RefSeq and is a predicted model, not a curated record. Bases 1 to 507 code for a protein of 168 amino acids.